Molecule: messenger RNA, 724 nt
Organism: Stylophora pistillata
Lineage: Eukaryota; Metazoa; Cnidaria; Anthozoa; Scleractinia; Pocilloporidae
Source: RefSeq, a predicted model, not a curated record
CAAGUGAAAAUAACAAUGUCUUCUGAAUCAUUGGACUUGGAGAUGAGCUUCAACUCUGAAAUGAAUUUUAUUACUGAAUACAAACUUCAAGACAAAGGGCAGUCAUCUCGUGUCUCACCAUUAUCGCAAGAAACCUUGAGUGAUUCAAGCGAUGACAACACUGCUUAUACUGACGAGCCACUGGCUGAUACAGAAUGGAUAAAAAAAUACCAAGAAGAAAUGAAGGCUAACGAAGCGCUCGAACGAAGCCUUAAGGACCCAUUACAGGGCAAUGUAGAACUGACGGAAUGGCGAGAUUUGCGGGUUAGCUUUAGUUAUGCAUUACGUGUGUUGGCACAAUUGCUUCUGGCGCUAUUGUUUAUGUAUUUCUUAGAUGACUUUUCUGCUAACAUAAAUUUGCUGAACUUUAGGUACAAGUGUGGAAAUUGCAACGUCGCUUUGUUAAAAAACAUCAGUGAAUGUUAUUGCUGUUGUGAACUGGAAGGCUGCGAAGAAUCGAUGAAAAGUGACCUUGUCAUACAAUAUCUUGCCCCUGAUGUUAACCUGACCUGUAUCACUGAACAUCCAGGACUUUAUCCCCUUUGUCUUCAGAAGUGGAGUUUGAGAUUAGCAGCAGACAAGGUCAAAACCAAAGGCAAGGAAAGGUAUCGGCAGACGGGAAGCGAAGGUAAAGGUAAUUCCAAAGCUGUCUUGCUCUAAAUACAGAAUUGAUAGAGCUUCUUGG